CACCACCAGCUCUAGCAUUCCGCACCAACACCGGAAAGCCGGCGGCAAGACGCGGCGGCGGCGAAGGCGGAGGGGAGCGGAGGCAAGCAAAUGGCGUCGUCGUCAUCGUUUUCGUCCACCCCGGCGGCCGUCCGCGAGAUGCAGCGCGACCUCGAGUCCCAGGCCAACGCCCUCAGCAAGAUCCAGAAAGAUAUCGCCAAGAACCACCAGGUCCGCAAGCAGUACACCAUCCAGGUCGGCGAGAACGAGCUCGUCCUCAAGGAGCUGGAGCUGGUGGAUGACGAGGUGAACGUGUACAAGCAAAUCGGGCCGGUGCUGGUCAAGCAGGAUCUCGCGGAGGCGAAGGCCAACGUCAAGAAGCGCAUCGAGUACAUCUCCGCUGAGCUGAAGCGGAUGGAUCGAGCGCUGAAGGACUUGGAGGAAAAGCAGAUUAGCAAGAAGGAAUCGAUUUUCAAGUUGCAACAGAAGAUGCAGGCUGUACAAGCAAAGUCAUAGGCACCUGUUCACUGAUUACUUGCCCUUCUCCACUUCGUGUGGAAUUAUAGUGUCUGGUAGAAAAAGGAAAAAAAGAGAAAAAUGUUUGGUUAUCUGGAAUUUCCAGGUUUUCAUGGUCCUGGUGAAGAAUGUUAUGUGGAACUCUUUUGAUGUUAAAAGUCUGGCACUGGAUACAAGGUGGUCAGUGAUUUAGGAUUG
Oryza brachyantha (malo sina) is the source of this 693-nucleotide messenger RNA. Its product is annotated as prefoldin subunit 6. The transcript is spliced from 5 exons. Bases 91 to 495 code for a protein of 134 amino acids. Gene Ontology annotation, molecular function: protein-folding chaperone binding. The record is from RefSeq and is a predicted model, not a curated record. NCBI's taxonomy places the organism in Eukaryota, Viridiplantae, Streptophyta, Magnoliopsida, Poales, Poaceae. Gene Ontology annotation, biological process: chaperone-mediated protein complex assembly; protein folding. Gene Ontology annotation, cellular component: prefoldin complex; cytoplasm.